AUGUCCGAAGACCUACCAUUGACGAUGCCAACCGAGACAUCGCGGUCCUUACAAACGCCUAUGACGUCGAGAAAGGGCAUACUCCGCGCGACGGUCGACGUCCCCGCCGCACGCGCUGAUUCGAGCGCGCGGCGGGGUCCGAGCCGGUGGAGAACGCCGGAGUUCUAUGUUUAUUAUGUGGUGUUUGCGGCGGCGGUGCCGUGGAUGGUGUGGGUGCCUUUGCGGCUGAGCUCUACUGAACACGCGAACUACCACUGGUUCGCGCCCAGACUCGCCCGCAGCUGGCUCGGGCUCAAGUUCGACAACAGCGAUGUGCAAUACCGCUCCUUCCGCUCGAACAUCCCCGCCCUUCUCGCCUUCGCCUCGGCCUUCUUCGCCCUCAAACACCUCUACCUCCGCCUCGCCCGGCCCUCGCCCUCCCUCUCCAAAAGCAACACGCACCUCCUGCCCUUCUACCUCGCCUUCAGCCUCACCAUGCUCCUCGCGCUCCACGGCACGAGCGCUUUAAAGAUCCUCCUGAUCUUAUCCGGCAACUACGCCAUCUCGACCCUGGGGAAGGGCAAGCGAUGGGUGCCGGGCGCGACGUGGGUGUACAAUAUGGCCGUGCUGUUUGCGAACGAGCGGUAUGGGGGGUACCGGUACGCCGCGCUGCACUCAGAGCUGGGAUUCCUGGACAGCUUCUCGGGCGCGUAUCCGCGGUGGCAUGUUACGUUCAAUAUCACCAUGCUUCGGCUCGUUUCGUUCAACAUGGACAGCUAUUGGGCGCAUCGACGGACUGGGUUGCCUGAUUCAGGUGCAGCGUUGAAUCCGAAACAGCGUACGACCACCUACCACGGACUUGAGGCGUACUCCUUCGCCAACUACCUCGCAUACGCUCUGUACCCCCCACUAUACAUCGCCGGACCGAUCAUGACGUUCAACGACUGGUUCUGGCAGCUCCAACGCCCGCUCCCGAUCUCCUGGCCCGCAACCCUCCGCUACACCCUCCGCUUCCUCUUGACCCUCACCCUGAUGGAAACCCUAAUCCACACCCUCUACGUCGUCGCCAUCAAAGACGCCCACGCCUGGAACGCCGACACACCUCCGGAGCUCGCGAUGCUAGGAUUCUGGAAUCUCAUCGUCGUAUGGCUGAAGCUGCUGCUGCCGUGGCGGUUCUUCCGGGCGUGGGCGAUGGGCGACGGGGUGGACGCGCCGGAGAAUAUGGUGCGGUGCAUGGCUGAUAAUUAUUCGGCGCUGGGGUUCUGGAGGGCGUGGCAUCGGUCGUACAAUCUUUGGAUCGUUCGGUACAUAUACGUGCCUCUAGGAGGAGGACUGCGCGCGUACGCCCUCGUAUUCACGUUCGUCGCGCUCUGGCACGACCUCAGCAUGCGUCUGCUCGCGUGGGGCUGGCUCGCGACGCUCGUGCUCGUGCCCGAAGUCACAGCGCGCAAGAUAUUCCCAGCCACAAAGUACGGCUCCGAGCCCUGGUACCGCCCGCUCAGCGCCCUCGGCGGCGUGGCAAACAUCCUCCUGCUCAUGAGCGCGAACCUGGUCGGCUUUGUGCUCGGCGUCGACGGGUUCGCGUAUCUUUCGACACAAAUUGCUUCGACGUGGGAGGGGUGGGCGUUCAUGGGGAUGGCGUGUGCGGGGCUGUUUGUGGGCGUUAUGGUUAUGUUUGAGUAUAGGGAGGAAGAGGCGCGGCAGGGGAUCGAUCGGAAGUGCUAG
Molecule: messenger RNA, 1704 nt
Organism: Peniophora sp. CBMAI 1063
Lineage: Eukaryota; Fungi; Basidiomycota; Agaricomycetes; Russulales; Peniophoraceae
Source: the annotation of a GenBank genome assembly